Molecule: messenger RNA, 2064 nt
Organism: Aspergillus pseudotamarii
Lineage: Eukaryota; Fungi; Ascomycota; Eurotiomycetes; Eurotiales; Aspergillaceae
Product: fungal specific transcription factor domain-containing protein
Exons: 3
Coding region: 1-2064 (687 amino acids)
Biological process (GO): DNA-templated transcription
Molecular function (GO): zinc ion binding; DNA binding
Source: RefSeq, a predicted model, not a curated record
AUGCGUGGAGUAGCGAGCAGCGCGACCUCCAGCUUUAUGCAUGGCGCGUUUGAGAUAAGAACUGCGCAGAUGGUAGUGCUCGCCGGCCGUAAUGGGAAGCGAUCAGCGAUCAGCGGCUGUCCGGGAAAUGCGACGUCUUGGCUGCGUCGGAAUUUCGAUGUCCAGACAAUCUACCGCAAUGAAUCAUACACAAUAUCGAGCGCAUUCUGUCUGUACCCGUUGCCAUUCUCGCAAAGUCAAAUGCGACUUGGAGACAAACGAGCCAGUAUUCGCAAGAAACGGAAGGUGGAUGAGAGGAAAUCUUCCCCGCAAAGAUCGCGAAAAUCACGAUCUGAAGAUUUAAUCCCGGAAGACCGGGCUUUUGGCUCACAGCCGGGGUUGACCAAUUCUGAAAUUCAACCUUCACCAGCAUGGGGAACAAGAGAAUUCAGAGAGCAUAACGGAUUCAUUGCGGAGCACUCGGUCCUGGCAUACGACGAACCAACACAGCCCACAGUGUCGGAAGGAUCUAUCUCGAGCCUUCCAUGCGUCAGAGACGCUAUCUUAUCAGCAACCGAGGCAUUGGUCCUACCAGUUCCACCACUACGGCGAGCAUUGAUUGAUAUGUUCUUCGACCAAGUCUACCAUGAUUACCCAGUGGUUGAGCGAGGCGACAUUUCGGCGUCAGGUUCAUCCAUUCUCCUCCAACAGGGGGUAUUCCUAGCAGGAAGCCUUAUGCGUCAUGGCUCUGACAGUCUGAGGUUUUCGAAUACUCUCUACGAGAAAGUCAAAGCAUUAAUUUAUCUUCAGUACGAGACUAACAGCAUUGCAACAUUGCAGACGCUGUGCCUCUUGUCUUGCUGGAGCGUGAAGCCCCCGGACAAGAUCAGUCUCGAUGGGCCCUGGUAUUGGACCGGGAUAGCCUCACGACUCGCACUGCAGAUGGGUUUGCAUCAAGAGUCAACAUACGCCAACAACGCCCAUGCCUCAUGUCUUCGAAAGAUCUUUUGGCAACUCCAUAAUGCUGAUAAACUACAAGCUGCAUGUUGGGGUCGCCCGCCAUCAUUCAAUCCUGCUUAUAUUGAUGUGGAGUUACCGUCUCUAAUGGAUUUUGGUAACCAGUCCCUCCAGGCGAUACUCUUCAUUCACGGCACAAAGCUCUGUAUGAUAAUUGGAGAGAUUGCCGAGCUUCAGCGUGAAAAAGACCACAUUGAUCCGCAAAAAGCAUCUCAACUCACGCAGAAGCUAUGUGAAUGGGUGCGGGAACUACCGGCAGAGCUGCAUUUAUAUGAUGCCGCGGGUGAUAGGAACCAAUUCCGUCGUGCGGUAUCAGAAUUGUUCAUCAGAUACUUUGCCACUGUCAUUCUACUGCAUCGCCUACACGGUGGGAUUGACCGACACCGGCACACGUCAAUACCGUGCUUGGUUGCCUCCUCAUGCAUGAUCCAUCUUUAUGAGGAGAUUUUGUUCAGGGAUGAGGCAUGUUAUUUGCUUCAAAUGAAUGGGUUCCUAUGCAUGGUGGCGUCCCUCCCACAGAUAAACUACAAAUCUCGAUCACCAGAGAAAGAAGCUGCACGUCAGAGGGAGAUUGAAGUUCUCUGCUCUGUGUUGAAACAGAUGCGAAUGAAGUACGGAGGAUCCGAAAUGGUGCUCAGAAAGAUCAUGAAGUUACAAAGACAAGUGGAUACUUCAAUGGGAGAACAGCCACUCCCCGAAACAGAAAGGAUCGAAACACCCACAAGUCUUACGGAAGGCAACUUUUACAGUCGGCUUCAAGAACUUUUUCCUUUUCCUAAUACUAUGUGCAGCCAGAUGGAUUUGUUAGAGCGGACAGUGGAUUUAGAGGAAUGUUUCGCCCCAAGCUUUCUUCCCAUCGACACUGAAUGGUUCUUUAAUGCAGAGCUGGACCUCAUGGACUCAAAUGAGAUGUACGCGGAGUUACCAAAUGUUAUUUAUAAUCCUUCCCUAGGGGAAAGUUCGAUGUCGUACGCUUCUACUCAAAAGUCGGCGCUCGGUACACGGUUCUCGGCACUCGGCACGCCAAUAAUGACGCAUCACGAUGCUCGUGGAAAUAAAUUUAUAUAA